GGGGGGGAGAGGCUCAAGGUGAUCAAGGAAGAAGUAGAAAAGCUUUUAUAAGCAGGUUUCGUCAGAAAAGUCGACUAUUGUGAGUUGAUUGCCAAUUCAAUGCUGGUCAAGAAAUCCAAUGGCAAAUGGCGAAUGUGUUUCGAUUACACUAAUUUGAACCAAGCUUGUCGUAAGGACUAUUAUCCGAUGCCAAUUAUUGAUAAGCUAAUUGAAGCAGCUUCUGGAAAUGAGAGGUUGAGUCUCUUAGAUGCAUAUUCUGGAUAUCACCAAGUUCCAAUGGCCUCAGAAGACGAAGAGAAAACUUCAUUCUAUGUAGGAGAUGAAAUCUAUUGCUAUGUUAUGAUGCCUUUCGAUCUAAAGAAUGCAGGCACUACUUAUCAGCAAAUGGUUAAAGAUCAUAUAGCUGACGUGGAGGAAACUUUCAAUAAUUUGAGGAAGAACAGAAUACGGUUAAAUCCAGCCAAGUGUAUUUUCGGAGUGGAAUCCAAAAAAUUUCUGGGUUUCAUCAUUUCUAGGCUUCUAGGCGGGGUAUCGAGGGUGGCAGUCUUCCACAGAUUUGUUUCCAAAUCUGCUGACAAGUGUCUUCCAUUCUUCAAGAUUAUGAGAUCUGCGGCUCAAAAAGAUAAAUCUGGCAAACAGAAAAAAUUUGAGUGGAGUUCAGAAUGCCAAGCUGCAUUUGACGAGCUCAAGAUUUACCUUAGCUCACCUCCAUUGUUAACGAAAGCUGUUGAUAGGGAGAUCCUUUACUUGUACCUUGUAGAGUUGGGAGAGUUUGAAAUAACGUUCCAACAUAGAUCAGCAAUGCGAGCUCAAGCACUGGCUGAUUUUGUUGUUGAAUGCACAUUUGAUCAGCCAGCUCAGAAAGUCCAACCAGUUACAUGGAUUUUAUACGUUGAUGGUGCAUCAAAUAAUAAAGGAGCAGGAGCUGAAGCAGUCCUAGUUGGACUAGAUGACUAUCGAAGUGAACAUGCUUUGAAGUUUGAGAUCAAUUUUGUUGAGGUUCUGGAUGAGCCUAGCUUCCAAAAGUCGAGGGUCAUGCAAAUCAGCACGGAUCCGAGCACACCAAGUUGGACAAACCCGAUUGUGUCUUUCCUACAUGAUGGGUCAGUCCCUGAUGAUAAGCAAGAAGAAACGAGACUAAGAAAGAAAGUAUCUCGUCCUUAUGAAGCCGAAUAUGCACUCCGAGAGGUCCAUGAAGGUGUGUGUGGAAGUCAUGUUGGUGCUCGAACUCUGGCUUAUAAAGUCCUUAAACAAGGAGACUACUGGUCGAACAUGCACAAAGACGCCACUGAUUUUGUGCAGAGAUAUGGGAUUCCAAAUCAAAUUGUGGCUGAUAAUGGAACUCAGUUCAAUUGCUCAACAUUUAGAGACUUCUACUCUAGUUACGGAAUCAAAUUGCAGUUUACUUUAGUAUACCACCCAGAGUCCAAUGGUAUGGUGGAAUCUGUUAAUAAAGCUAUUUUGGAAGGAAUCAAACCGAGGUUGGAGCAACACAAGGCUAGAUGGGCAGACGAGCUCAACAACGUGCUUUGGGCAUGUAGAACCACGAGUCGAUCUGCCACAGGAGUCCUCAGCCUCAAGGUCACCCAUUUCAAUGAAGGACGAAAUGGAUAAUUGUUUCGGGAGAACCUUGAUCUGCUUGAUGAAGUCAGAGAGGAAGCAUGACUUCGAACUUUGGCAUACAAGCAAAAAUUAGCCAAUUUCUACAACAAACGAGUUCGUCGUCGAACAUUUAGAGUUGGCGACCUUGUUCUAAGAAAAGUAAGCCUAAUGG
Molecule: messenger RNA, 1774 nt
Organism: Rubroshorea leprosula
Lineage: Eukaryota; Viridiplantae; Streptophyta; Magnoliopsida; Malvales; Dipterocarpaceae
Source: the annotation of a GenBank genome assembly